Molecule: messenger RNA, 900 nt
Organism: Protopolystoma xenopodis
Lineage: Eukaryota; Metazoa; Platyhelminthes; Monogenea; Polystomatidea; Polystomatidae
Source: the annotation of a GenBank genome assembly
UCUCACAAUUCUACUGGUUCACCUUCAAUAGAUUCUUUUAUAAGCUACGAUAUUUCCCGCGCUCAUAUUGACGGAAAAGAAGAUAUACAGAAUACUAUAUUUUCUGAUCUUGGUAUCAGAGCAACUCGACAUCGUUCUUCUUCCUUUUCCCAAUUUCAACAAAUUUCUAAAACUCAAAAUAACAGAUUAGCUGGCGUAAAUAUUUCUUCGAAUCAUGUUGAUGAAGAAACCAUCAUAUCCCCACUUAUUCUUGAUAAAUCUGAAAUUAAUUAUACAAAGCAGAUCAAUCCAGUUGCACAAAAAUUGGAGAGAAAGUUCUCUCUUCCAUCCUCAAAGCAUCCUCAUCAAGAUGGGAUUAAAGAACAUAUUCAAAUUCACUUGGACGGUGCCUUGCCUGACGUUAAUACAUGUCAUAUAUCUCCUAUCACCAAGACGCCCUCUCCUCGACAUACUGCUUCUCCGAUAGAAUCUGCCACUUUUUCUCGUCGCCCUCUAAUUCGGCGCCAGCUUUCAGCAGCCGCGGCUUAUCCAUCUACUAGUCAACAGUUAUCUUUUGGUAUUCAGCCACGAAAAAUAAGUUUAAAUCGCCAAGAUGCUAUUUUCUAUGAUCAUUUAACCCCAACCGUCUCCUUUCCGCAAAUCCUGACUGUUGCGCGAUCAAGUCCGGCUGGCUGGCUUACACCCCAACCUCGAAAUCUCAUGACCGCUCCUCACCUUUCCAUUACUACAGCUGCCGAUAUCGUCGACCACUCAUCAACAUUGUUUUCAAAAGGUCCUGGCUUGAGUUCAGGAACCUGGAUAAAUGCGAGCCGGGAUGGUGUUAUUCUCAGUAAGGGAUUAUAUUGUUCCUGGCAGAAUAUACCAAAUUUUUGUUUGCCUUCUAUUUAUGCUUCCUCUUAA